AGGCUUAUUAAUUUAAUUUCCAAUAGUUGCUUAAGCCAAUUGUUGCUGCCAUAAACUAAUUCCAAUUAUUUUGCUGUACAGUCUAGCACUAAUUUGAAUUUUUACCUGACUGAACAGCUGCAUGUGUAAAAAUCCCAGCACCAUCAUAAAAUAAAAACCAAACAGCUUAAGUGGAAAUAUUUUAUUGUCACUAGCCCGCGCAGCUGUGACAAUUAGGUAAAAGUUCGCUAAGCCGUUACCAACUGUACAUCAUAAAUCGAAGUGACUACCUGACUAACUAAUUGUGGUUUGUCUAAAGCAAAGCAAGCAUCAACAACAUGAGCAACAUUAGCAAUGACAGUGGUCUGGAUGACUCGGCGAACGCCGUCGUAGCCAAUCCGGCAGCAGCUGCAACGCGUCUCUCCUGGUUCCUGGCCGAAGUGGACGAGGGCUGCCUGAAGCAGGGUCAGCCCAAUGGCAGCAGACAGUUGUGCGUGCUGCAUAGCAUGGAGCUGCUGGAGUCGGAUGUCUCGGACAAGUACAUGACGCGCAUUGUCAAGUUCCGUUUGGAGGGCAAGCAAGUGGAGGCGAAACUUAUUUUGGCUGCCGAUGAGCGCAAGCUGGUGGACGCCGCGCUGCUGUCCAUGAGCAAGGAGCAGCGUGACUAUGAGCAUGACAAGCAGUUGCUGGUGCAGUAUACAGAGGAUGAAACCUCCGCCUGCGGUCCACGUCUCGUGCAGAAACUCAUGUCAGCGCAACGCGUCGUCUGGCUGAGCAGCAAUCCAGAGCUGGGCGGCACACCUGUGAUUAAGGUGGCGCCCGGCUGUCUGGGUCAUAUGCUCUAUACCCACGAGGGCCGCGACCAUAUGGAGAAGAUGCUGCUGCAUUUGAAGGCGCGCUGCUUUGAUCAAGCCUUCGAUGAGCAACUGGACGCAGCACAGCAGCAACAGGGUCUGGACGAGCAGAGCUGGCUGUUGGUGCAAUACAGUCCGGAGCCCGAGACUGUCGUCUAUCAGGUCAUUCAAUACAGUCAGACUGUGUGGCGCCAGGAGAAUCUCUUCAAGGAUGUCAUUGCCUAUGUGCAGCUGCCAGGCAGCGAGGUGGUGCUCCAAGCGGUUGUCAUUGGCUUUGGCGAAAAGCAGCAAAUGCUGGCCAAGCAUGAGAAGCUGCGUGAGUUCGCUCUCAAUCUGGACUUUCCAAAGGCGGAAGAGCUGGAGCAACAGCUGCUCCAAGGCAGCGGCACUGCAGCGCUGUUUGCUCGCACCAGCAGCACGAUCUUCCAGCGUGCCGAGCAGCGCGAUGCUAAUGGUGAGCAUAAGCAGCUGCGUCGCAGUCUGGAGCAGAUGAGCGAGAAGGCGCAAAGCGAGGCGGACAUGAUCAUUGAGGCCUUCGACAUGGUUGAUAACAUCAACAGGAAUCUCCAGUGCCACAUGAGCGAUGUUUGAAGCGGAAAUUUAUUAUAGAUAAACAUACAUAGAUUUAAGUUCCUGAUUGAAGAAAGUUAUAAACUUUCAGCUAAACAAUUUUG
Molecule: messenger RNA, 1507 nt
Organism: Drosophila busckii
Lineage: Eukaryota; Metazoa; Arthropoda; Insecta; Diptera; Drosophilidae
Gene: Elba3
Product: early boundary activity protein 3
Exons: 2
Coding region: 318-1424 (368 amino acids)
Source: RefSeq, a predicted model, not a curated record